Messenger RNA from Myxocyprinus asiaticus (Chinese sucker), 2613 nucleotides. Its product is annotated as XK-related protein 7-like. The transcript has 3 exons. The record is from RefSeq and is a predicted model, not a curated record. Lineage: Eukaryota; Metazoa; Chordata; Actinopteri; Cypriniformes; Catostomidae. Gene Ontology annotation, biological process: apoptotic process involved in development; engulfment of apoptotic cell; phosphatidylserine exposure on apoptotic cell surface. Gene Ontology annotation, cellular component: plasma membrane. The coding region runs from base 4 to 1668 and encodes 554 amino acids.
AACAUGGCCGCUAAAUCGGAUGGAACAGCCGUGUGUGUGAGCGAGAACGAGAGCGCUUCGCGGUGUCUGGUUGGCCAGGAGCAGAGCACGUCUCCGCUGCACCCUCACGCCGACAAGCGCUUCACGCUGCUGGACUGCUGCUGGGUGCUGUGCGCCCUCCUGGUCUUCUUCUGCGACGGAGCCACCGACCUGUGGCUGGCAGCGGACUACUACUUGAGGCGGGACUAUUGGUGGUUCGGGCUCACGUUAGUCUUCGUAGUGGUUCCCUCCGCUGUGGUUCAGGUGUUGAGUUUCAGGUGGUUCGUCUAUGAUUACUCGGAGUUGAGCGCGUCCCCCGGCGGGGAUGGAUGCAGUUUCAGCACCAUGGGCAGCGACAAGCGGAGCAGCAGUGGCGCGGCAGGAGCGCGAACGGUGCCUGCGAACGGAACGCAGAAAUGCUGCAGAGUGUGCAUGUGGUUCUUCCAGUCCAUCAUUCACAUCUUGCAGCUCGGCCAAGUAUGGAGGUAUGUCCACACUUUAUACCUGGGAGUGCAUGGCAAACUGGGUCAGCGUCAUUUCUACUGGCGUCUGAUGUUCGAGAGUGCUGACAUCAACAUGCUACGGCUGCUGGAGGCGUUUCUGAAGAGCGCACCUCAACUCGUGCUGCAGCUCAGCAUUAUGAUCCACAGCAACCACAUACUGCCCCUGCAGGGUCUCUCUGCAUCUGCAUCAUUGGUUUCUCUUGCCUGGAUGAUUGCCUCCUACCAGAAAGUUCUGCGCGACUCUCGUGACGAUAAGCUCCCCAUGUCCUACAAGGCUGUGAUUGUCCAGAUGCUCUGGCACCUCUUCACCAUCGGUGCUCGAACCAUCGCCUUCGCCCUCUUUGCUUCAGUCUUCCAGCUUUACUUCGGGAUCUUCAUCGUGGCCCAUUGGUGCGCCAUGACCUUCUGGAUCAUCCAGGGUGAGACUGACUUCUGCAUGUCCAAGUGGGAGGAGAUUAUCUACAAUAUGGUGGUGGGCAUUAUCUACAUCUUUUGCUGGUUCAACGUCAAGGAAGGCCGUGCCCGCUUUCGGCUGGGCAUCUACUAUUGCGUGACCUUAGUUGAGAACGUUGCACUCACUGCCGCAUGGUACAUCCACAGAGGACCGCAUACCUCUGACUUCUAUGCCCUGAUUAUCGUGUGCGUGGUGGUGUGUAGCUACGCAUUGGGAACAUUCUUUAUGUUUGUGUAUUAUUGUUUGCUCCACCCAGACGGGCCUAUCCUGGGCAAUCAGUGGAGCUGUGUAGAGGAAGAAAUGGGGGUUAUUGGGCUAGGUGUCAUUGGGGAUUUGGGUACACCCCUUCCCCAACCGGAUGUGGUCACCAGUCCACCCAGAACCCUCCAGAGGACUACAGGUGGGGAUCGGGAGAUUGGGGCGGGGGAUAGAGACAGCUGCCUUCCUGUAUUUCAGGUAAGGCCUCCUAGAGUGCCCCCAGCUCCCUCCCCUCAUCCCCCGAGGACUGAGGGUCCCGUUAUCCGUAUCGACCUGCCAAGAAAAAGGUACCCAGCCUGGGAUGCUCACUUUAUUGAGCGUAGGCUAAGGAAGACCAUCCUGGUGCUGGAAAAUACGUCUCCUGUGACACCUCGCAUCCAGUACCAAAGCUUCAGCAACCCCAAAGAAGUGAUGGAGUACGAGACUACGGUGUAGUGUUGCUCAUACCUCCCACCACCAGGGGGCUCCACCUUACAAGUGGCAUCUCUAUGCAGAGAAGAUGCCAAGAGGUGACAUUCCGAUCCUUGAUGGUCAGCAUGGUGCUACACAGUGGGACAUCUGCACGUUUGGCAUCAGCAUACAUCUGUUGCCUGGGAAUGCUUGACUGAUCUGAAAGUGCACCUUGAGCAGGCAGGAAUAAUAUGAACGUGGCAUUUAAAUGUCAAAUGAAUUGACUUGCAUGGGAAGUGACACAAGGAAAGAGACAUACCAGUCUACCUAUGCACUGAACAUAAAUAGGGAAUUCUAAUGAAAAUGAUGAGCAACAAGAGGAAGUGGACAAAUGUAAAAUAUAGAUGAACUAACCAAUCAGUAUUCCUCAUGACCAGCCUGACUGCUGUAUUGGUCUCCAAGUUCAAUGUUUCAGUGACCUGAAAAAAGUACAAAUUGUGUAUUAUUUGCUUCUGUGAAUGGUGAGGUUAGAGAGUUCAAUCAAUCAUCCUUUCCUCAAAAGAGUUUUUCUGUAAUUAUUGACAUAUUUAUUUAUUAGAUUUAUUUUUAUGACUUUGUGGCCAUGUCUUUGAUAUUUCUAAUUAAACAUUCAUAUAUAGAUAUUAUCUUUUGUUAUAUGUAUACAAUAGAAUGGUGCCAGUGUGUCAGUAUGAAUGUUUAUGGGUUGUCUGUAUGUUUGACUGGUCUUGGAUCAUGCUGCAUUGUUUGUCUGUAAAGAUAAAUGGAAGAAAAAAGUCAUAUAAUAAGACAAAAAGCUGUGAUCAAAAUGUAGUUGGAAAAAAAAUUGUUGUUGUAAAAAAAAAAAAAAAUUCAGCCUCGGAAAAGUAAAACAAUUGAAUUUUUGUGUGUGUGCUAUGGGGUGUUUAAUGAAAACAAAGUCAUUUUUAGAACUUGACAAUGUAUUCAAGGGAAAGGACCUUUUUUUUUCUG